AUGGGGAUCUCACAUCAGCAUGUUUUAAUGCCAGAUCAGGUAGAUCAAAAAGCUGAGAAUCGGAAAAAAUUGGCAAAGCCAAAAAAUGUUCCUUUACCACCUCCAUCUUCUCAAAUUAGUGCUAGCCACGACAGUGUAGAAGACGUUGGAACAUUUAGAAUGGAAGGUUAUGCACCAAGAAAGAGAAAGGCAAUUGGGAGUAGUCCUUUAGAUAGGGCAUUCAAUCAAAGUGCUAGAGAGCAUUUACAUUCUUUAAUUGCUCGUAUGUUCUAUUUAGCCGGUUUGCCUUUCCAUUUGGCUAGGAAUCCAUACUUUGUGGAUGCUUUUCAAUAUGCUGCUGAGAAUCAAAUUGUUGGGUAUGUCCCUCCUGGAUAUAAUUUGUUGAGGACUACCUUACUUCAAAAAGAAAGGGCAAAUAUUGAAAGGUUAUUGGAACCAACUAAAAAGUCAUGGGAUGAGAAGGGGUUGAGUAUAGUAUCUGAUGGAUGGACUGAUGCACCAAGGAGGCCUCUCAUUAAUUUUAUGGCAGCAUGUAAUGGUGGAGCUAUGUUUAUAAAAGCUGUUAAUUGUGAGGGUGAGACCAAGGACAAGUAUCAUAUUGCCCAAUUAAUUAGUGAAGUGAUUGAUGAAGUGGGUCCUAAUAAUGUAAUUCAGGUAAUUACUGAUAAUGCUCCAGUUUGUCGUGCAGCUGGAUCAAUUAUUCAAGGUAAUUAUCCGAACAUCUUUUGGACACCUUGUGUAGUGCACACUCUUAAUCUUGCUCUUAAGAACAUUUGUGGUGCGAAGGAAAUUGGAGUUGCUGCAUAUGCUUACGAUGAUUGCCAUUGGAUCACUACUGUGAUUGAUGAUGUAAUGUUUGUGAAAAAUUUCAUCAUGAAUCAUUCUAUGAGACUAGCUAUUUUUAAUGAGUUUGUACCUUUGAAGCUACUUUCUGUUGCAGAUACACGCUUUGCAUCUGCAAUUUUUAUGCUAAAAAGGUUUAAACUUAUAUAUCAUGGUCUCCAAACAAUGGUGAUAAGUGACAAAUGGGCUUCUUACAAGGAAGAUGAUGUUGGGAAAGCAGAUGUUGUAAAGGAAAAGUUGUUGAAUGAUGUUUGGUGGGAUAAGAUUGAAUAUAUACUCUCAUUCACAUUGCCUAUUUAUGAGAUGCUUAGAUUUUGUGACACAGAUAAGCCACGUCUACAUUUGGUUUAUGAGAUGUGGGAUUCAAUGAUUGAACGGGUGAAGGCAUCUAUCUAUAGGCGUGAAGGGAAGUCAGAAAAUGAAGAGUCAUCCUUUUACUCUGUAGUGCAUCAAAUAUUAGUGAAAAGGUGGACAAAAAGUAGCACACCUCUUCAUUGCCUUGCUCAUUCCUUGAAUCCAAGGUAUUAUAGUGGGAUGUGGCUUCAUGAAAAUCCCAUUCGUGUUCCUCCUCACAAAGAUGUAGAAAUUUCUGAGAUGAGAAUCAAGUGUUUUAAGAGAUACUUUCCUGAUUCAGAUGAGAGAAGAGUUGUUAAUACAGAGUAUGCGAAGUUUUCAGGUUGUUUAGAAAGUUUUAGUGACUUUGACUCAAUAUGUGAUAGAGGAGUAAUGGAACCAGUGGUUUGGUGGUUGGCACAUGGCUCUUCUGCACCUAUGCUCCAAUCCUUGGCAGUGAAAUUACUUAGCCAACCAUGUUCCUCAUCAUGUUGUGAAAGGAAUUGGAGCACCUACUCUUUCAUUCACUCUAUGAGGAGGAAUAAAAUGACACCACAACGGUGCGAGGAUUUGGUUUUUGUGCACUCCAAUAUUCGUCUCUUAUCAAGGAGGAGUCAACUAUACACAGAAGGAGAGACCAAGUUAUGGGACGUUGGGGGAGAUGCAUUUGAUUCAUUGGAGGGUUCUGGUUUCCUUGAAAUUGCAAAUCUUUCACUUGAUGAGCCAGAGAUGGAAGCUAUUUUAUUCAAUGAUGAAGUUGAUGGAAGUGAACUUUGA
Molecule: messenger RNA, 1953 nt
Organism: Camellia sinensis
Lineage: Eukaryota; Viridiplantae; Streptophyta; Magnoliopsida; Ericales; Theaceae
Source: RefSeq, a predicted model, not a curated record